Molecule: messenger RNA, 1471 nt
Organism: Prosopis cineraria
Lineage: Eukaryota; Viridiplantae; Streptophyta; Magnoliopsida; Fabales; Fabaceae
Exons: 5
Coding region: 193-981 (262 amino acids)
Source: RefSeq, a predicted model, not a curated record
CAGUGCGACACACAAACACGCACAGAGCCCCCACACCAUCGUGAUUCAUUAUUCAUUAUUUAUUAUUUACUUAACAUUCCCAACGACACACACCCCCAUACAAGAUUUUCGCCUUCUCGCUUCCUUCUCCUUCGCCACUGUCCAUCUCUCUCUCUCUCUCUCUCUCUCGCGACGCCCUUCAGUGUCUGCGAGAUGUGCGACGAAGACUGGAUCAACGUGGCCAUGUCCGAUGACUCCGUCGUCGUCGAGAUUCUCCUCCGUCUCCACCAAGAUACUCCACCGCCUCCUCCUCCUCCUCCUUCUCUGACCAAAAAACAGCCUCCCUGUCUUCGCGUCGACUGGACUGUGCGUCAGCGUCGUUCCAGGUCGGUUCCCAGACACCGUGGCUCCGAAGGGAAGGAUGAACCGACGAGAGCUAGCCCUACCACGCCGCUCUCCUGGAGCUGUGCCACGUCUGCUAGCUUUGGCGGCGGCGGCGGCGCCGUUGAUGGCUGCGAAGAGUCCAGCUGUCCGAUCAAACGGGUGGAAAGCUCGAGAUCUGAGAAGGUUAAGAAUCCAAGUGAAGCAACCAGUACAAAAAGAUCUCGAAGAAAAAAGACUUUAGUUGAACUAAAGGAGGAAGAGAAUUUCCUGUUAAGGGAAAGGAAAAAUUUGAAAAAUGAACUGGCCUCCUUGCGUCUCACUGUCGAGAAACAUAGGGCCGCAAAUAAAAGCUUAAAGAGAAUGAAGCUUGAUUUGGAGUCUGGAAAGGCCUUUAAAACAGACUCAGCGUCCGUGGCCACUGAGGAGGAACAGUCUCAUUCAUGUAAUGCAACCUCAUCGACAAGCCUCACGAACAAAGUUCUUAGUGAUGCGCCACCACAUAUCUGUCCAACCAAUCCAAUCAAAGCACAAGAGACUAUUGAGCAAGAAGUCUCAUUCUUACUUCCUGAUCUAAAUCUGCCUGUGGAGGAGGAUUUAAACUCCAAUGCUUUGACAUGAAAUAAACUGGGAAAAAAGGACUUGUCCUUCCUGAUUGAUAUUGCUCACAAGUUGGACCAGGAUUACUCUGUUCCUAGUAUAUAUGCUUGAAUGAGAUGCAACACGACAGUUAUGAGUGAGCCCUAACCAAGUAGGCUGUGGUAAGGUAGCCGUAGGUCCUGAAUCGAUCAACGUCAAAACCAUGAUGGGAAAUAUUGUAUUUUGAGGUCAUGAAGGUAGCGAUGGUAGUGUAGAGAUUCUGACACGUCAUCAUGUGGGACGUAGUCUACAUUCAUUCUUUCAUAGGUUUCUUCAACGUUGUCCGAAAAAUUCUUUUGGGGCAAGCCUUGAUCCUUCUUCUCCAUCGUCUUGAUAGAAAUGAUCACUGAUAAGUGUAAUUACAUGUUGCGCAGAUAUGAUAAUUCAAGCAUUUCGGUUCUUUCACUGAGGCCCUGUAUAUAAUGUGAUUGGUAGUUGUGCUGCUUAUUUUGGUAAGCAUUGUUGAAUGGUA